Messenger RNA from Selaginella moellendorffii, 1574 nucleotides. Its product is annotated as probable glycosyltransferase At5g03795. The transcript has 2 exons. Gene Ontology annotation, molecular function: glycosyltransferase activity. Lineage: Eukaryota; Viridiplantae; Streptophyta; Lycopodiopsida; Selaginellales; Selaginellaceae. The record is from RefSeq and is a predicted model, not a curated record. The coding region runs from base 143 to 1549 and encodes 468 amino acids.
UUUGCAUAUUGUUUCUUUAGGGCUCUUUCCUCCGAAGUCACCACGACCAUGGCAGUGACUCGUAGCGGGGAGGCAAGAUGGCUCCAAAUGUGUCCGUGUCAACGGUGCGCUACAACACGCCACUUCCUCCUUUGUCGCAGCUAUGGCGUCUGAUCACUCUGGAGCGCCCGCUCGGCGGCGAGGUAAGGAUGCCGAGUCGAGCAGCAGCUGUAGCGCCAGGCGAUGGAUUCUCGGCCUCGUCUUCCUCCUCGCCGCUUGCUCCAUCGCUCGGAUGGCACUCGUCGUGUCCGAUUCGCCCGAUCUUCCGCCGCGGGCUGAGCCUUGGGAUCAACAGGAGCAGCAAGAAGAGCAGCGUCUCUCUUCGGUGGAAUCUCAAUCAUCUUCGUUGGAGGAAGAUCGAAGGCACCCAGAGCAAGGCAUGAAAGAAAAGAUCUUCCUUCCACCUCCAGCUCUAGCUCAGGCUCUAGCUCAGCGUGAGAGCUUGCGAGUGAUUGACACCAUAGCUGACAAUGGACCUUACCAUUCACGGAGAGCUUUCCUCGACGACUACCGCGACAUGGUGAACACCAUGAAGGUGUUUGUCUACCCUUGCUCCCCACGGGAUCCAUUCAGUCACAUCUUCCUUCCAACGAGCUCGGCUCCCUCUGGCAACUACGCAAGCGAGGCCUACUUCAAGAAGGCGCUGGCGGAGAGUGGCAUGGUGACGGACGAUCCCUCGCAGGCCGACUUGUUCUUCAUGCCAUUCUCGAUCACCAGGCUGCGAAACGAUCCCAAGGUUGGCGUGGGUCGCAUGCCGGCGUUUGUGAGGGAUUACGUCAAGAACAUCAGCCACCGGUGGCCUUACUGGAACAGAACUGGCGGCAGCGACCAUUUCUACGUUGCUUGCCACUCCAUUGGCAAGGUAGCGCUGGAGAAAGCCCAGCACGUCAGGCUCAACGCCAUCCAGGUGGUGUGCUCCUCGAAUUACUACGUCCAGGGAUUCAUACCUCACAAGGAUGUGGCCAUGCCGCAAAUCUGGCCGAGGAGCGAAAGUUUCCGAGAGAUUAAGACAAUCGAGCAGAGGAAAGUUUUGGCCUUCUUCGCCGGUGGAUCCAACUCGCCUGUCCGAGCGAACGUUGUGAGAACCUGGCGGAAUGACACCCAGAUUCACGCGUACCCGUCACGUAUACAAGGAUCUUAUGCUGAGGCGCUGCUCCGGAGCAAGUUUUGCCUCCAUGUCAAAGGCUACGAAGUGAACACUGCUCGUCUCGGGGAUGCCUUCUUCUACGGCUGCGUGCCCGUUGUCAUCGCCAAUUACUACGACCUUCCCUUCAGCAGCGUUCUCAACUGGAAGAGCUUCUCGGUGGUGGUAACCACAGCCAACAUUCCUAAACUCAAAGCCAUUCUUUCAGGGAUUAGCCGCGAGGACUACUCGCAAAUGCACAGGCUCGUACUGGACGCGAGGAGACAUUUUCAAUGGCAUGCUCCUCCACGAGAGUACGACGCUUUUUACAUGGUCAUGUACCAGCUAUGGUUGAGAAGACAUGUUGUAAGAUACCCUCUUCAUUAAAGUUCUCACUUAUAACUUUUCUUUC